This is a messenger RNA of Schistosoma mattheei, 300 nucleotides long. NCBI's taxonomy places the organism in Eukaryota, Metazoa, Platyhelminthes, Trematoda, Strigeidida, Schistosomatidae. The record is from the annotation of a GenBank genome assembly.
AUGUCAUCUGGGACUUUUCAUUUAUCACCUUGUGCACCAAUUACAAAGUUUUUCAAAGAUAAAUCUGUUAAAGAGGUUCGUGAAAACACAUCACAUAUUAAUGCACAUUUGAUCAGUUUUAAAAGAUGGUUACGUUCAAUGCCACACCUUUCUUGUGCAGAUGCCAAUGAAACAUAUCGAUCAAAUGAAGAAAUUGUAACAAUUCCAAUGUUUGAAUUAGCCAUGAUGAUGAUGUCUGAAAAUAUAAUGACAACGCUAUAUUUAGAUCAUAUAGUUCCAAGAAUCCAACACUGUCAAUAA